Molecule: messenger RNA, 1698 nt
Organism: Penicillium vulpinum
Lineage: Eukaryota; Fungi; Ascomycota; Eurotiomycetes; Eurotiales; Aspergillaceae
Exons: 5
Coding region: 1-1698 (565 amino acids)
Source: RefSeq, a predicted model, not a curated record
AUGCCUUCAGAUUCAGAACUUUCAUCAUUAUCAUCAGCACCUCCGACUGAUGACGAAGCUGCCAUGGCGAUUGACCAUCCAACUGGUAUCACAAAGUACUUCAAGAAGGAGUCUGAGACGCCGCCACCGAAGCGGGAACCUUCACCUCCGCAUGAAUACGUCGUGGCCGACAACCCCGAUAUUGCGUUCAUCGUCACGUUCCGCGCGCGUUUCCAUGAAGUGUUCCCCAAAGGAGUGCCACACUACGGCCCACAGGAUAUUGAGAAGGGAAUUGAAGAGUCUCCCCCUGGAGAAUAUAUCGAAAGACUGCUAUGCGCAUUGCUUGGGCUUGUUCUAAACCGCAAGAAGGAAGUCGAACGAAACCAUUUCACACGUCCCCUCGAGGAAGCAAUCCAUACACAUCAGUCGCAGUGGCCAAAAGAAUGGGAGGGCAAAAAUCCUCUUCAUGGGGGUCGCAGCUUUGCGACCAUGUCCCCCGUGGAACGUCUGCGUUUAUUGAAGGUCCUGAUACUGUGGUCACUCUCGUCGUCCGACGCAGUCCAGGCGAAGAUUAAAGAAUCCUACAAGCAGGCACGCCACGAUGACGAUCUCAAUCAGCCAUUGUCUGUUCAACCCUGGGGUCGGGAUAGCCUGAAACGUCGAUAUUGGCUUAUUGAAGGGCACGAUGAUACAAACUUCCGUCUCUACCGUGAAAGUAACCCAGCACUCAAACACAAUACUUGGUGGAGUAUCGCGGGGAGUAUUCCGGAGCUGGAGGCCGUCGUGGAGAAACUUGAAGGCGAAAAAGGCACAAACUCCAAGAAGCUCAGCGAGAAAAUUCGCGCUUCAAUUCCUCGGUUCGAGGCAUCAGAAGAGAAACGGAGACGCCGCGACUAUCGUCUCGCACGAAAAGCUGCCUUCGUUCGUCCAGAUCCUGGGUUCUCCAUGUAUGAAGGUCGUACACGCGGCAAGAAACUGAAAUACACGUACUCGGACGACGAAGACUUCCUUUCUGACGAUGAGCCUUCCGCCCGCCGCUCCACUAGAAAUGCAGCUCCUACGGAAUCUUCCAUGGAGUCUAGACGCCCUCGAUUCACGGCAAGCGGCAGGCAGAUUCGAUCUCGCGCCGGGGGCCUCUACGGCGAGGCUCUGUUGUCUGGCCAACGAGACGGUGAUGAAGAAGAGUUCGAUGAAGAUGAAGAAGAAAAAGUAAGUAGACCACAGAGGACCCGGACUUCAACCCAUCCCAACGGAUACUCUGGAUACGACGCCGAUGAUUUGGAGGAUGCAUCUGAAGUCCAUUCAAGCGCGAAUGAAAGUGGCAACGAUUGGCGUGGCGUUGAAGACGAUUUGGAGCAUGAUUUCGAAGGGGACAAUGAAGAAGACGAAGAGAGCGCAGAUGAGCCAACCGAAAACGAGGAGCCAGAAAGCCUUGUCGUGCAACUUCGAUAUGCUAAGGGAGAUACAUCUAGCAAUCUGGAGGUCCAGAUUGACAAAUCACCUCCUGGGAAAGACGUUGAAAUGAAGGAUGCCGGAGAAGCUGUUGCAGCCCAAGCACCGCCGACGGCCCUCCCUCAUCAAUCAAACUCAGAUGCGCAGCAGGAUCCGACCAUGAUUGCACCUUCACAUCCUUCUGCUCCGAUACCCCAAGAGCCAACCCAUUCUGGAGCGGCCGUGGCUGCGCCAUCCGUUUCUUCAAACGGUGCGAAUCAAAUUUGA